Molecule: messenger RNA, 1083 nt
Organism: Meloidogyne enterolobii
Lineage: Eukaryota; Metazoa; Nematoda; Chromadorea; Rhabditida; Meloidogynidae
Source: the annotation of a GenBank genome assembly
AUGACCGAGGAUCGAAAAAUUAUUGAAUACGAGGGAAUAAAACAUUAUUUAGAGGAAGGUCAAUUGUAUCAGAUAAUUUCAAUUAGAAGCGGCGAUGUGCCUGCUGACAUCAAAACUAAAAAGCUUGAAAAACUAAGCCUUCCACAAGAAAAUCUGCUGGAUGUGUUCAAAUUUCUCGACUUUGAUCAAUUAUUGUCUUUCCAACAAACAAGUUUUUAUUUUAAAAAUAUUAUUGAUAAAUAUGGAAAGGAAUUGGCGAGGAAGAAAUUUAAGUGGCUUGGAUUUUGGAUACGUGGAAUAGAAAAUGGAAUUUCAACGUUUUUAACAUCAUUUGAGUAUGGAUAUGGAAACAUAGACACAGUUGUUUGUGAAUUGAAAGAAGAUACUUACGGGUGGAACAGAGGAUUAUAUUAUAUAAAAUUGCCAAAGCUUCCAAAAAAUCUAGAGGAAAUGGCUAUUGCUCGUUAUUUAUUCAAACUAAUUUUUAAUUGUGCUUUCGAAUAUUAUGAAAAUCAUGAUAUGAUUCGAAUUAAUCCACAAAUGAUUGACUUAUUGUUUGACUAUGGGAAUGAAACAACAAAUUUUCCUUUACAAAUACAUUUACAAGGGGCAGAACUUACUCUUCGUUGCCAUACUUCUUUAUAUUUUAUGUGGAAUUUUCUAGUUUCUAAUUAUUGUGGUGUUUAUAUUAAUUUCAUUAAUGAAGAAAGAAGUAUGGACAUUUUAUGCAAAAUUUUGACAGAAGGAGGAAAUAAAUUUUUGAAUAUUACUUUUUAUCAACUUCACUCUACUCUUUACAAUUUUAUUAUAAAGCAUAUAGAAACGUCGCAAGAAAUUACAAAAAUGGUGAAAGAAAUUGAAUUGCAAAAUAUCUCUGGACCGCGAAUUUCAAGUGAAAGAGCAGAAAAUAUUAAAAUUGAAAUUAAUGAAAAACUGAAAUUUACAACUUUCCAACUUGCCAAUAAAUUCAAUCCAAAAAUUAAAUUUUCUGUGUCAAUUAAAGAAGAUGAAGACCAGUCUGCUCAUGUGGAAGGUGGUAAUCGUGUGUUAACACGUGAGGCUAUAAUUAAAAGAAUUGAUUGA